GGAGUCAGUCAAUCCGACGGCCCGCACGGGCUGACGGCAGUACGCAGGGUGGGCUAUUCGGUCAUUCCGCCGUCUCGCUGGCCGUCGUCGUGGUUCCUCCUCCAACCCCACGGCCGAGGCGGAAGCACUCACCACCGCGCUCAAGUGCCAGUGACCUCACCGCCUCCCGCCCUUUUUAAACUAGUGCUCCCGAGGUCCGGCUCACCACCGCCGCGCUCCCGCUUCCUCCCCCACCCCCAUGGGCAGCAAAACCCUAGUAGUAGCCCCCAGACAGAGGCACCAACCGGUUGGUACUGCGCGGCGUAGCACGUAGAUCCCGCCCCCGCCCCCGCCCCGCCCCCGCCCCCGCGACGACCGGAUCCGAUGGCGGAGAUCGCCGUCGGCGUCUCCUCCCCGCGCGCCUCCGUCGCCGCCGCCGCCGCAGCGGCGGCGGCGUCGGCCUCCGCCGGGCCGGCCGUGCUGUCCUCCCCGCGCGCCGCGCUAAGCCGCGGGGCGCACCAGUUUCACCACCGGCGGUGGGCGCCGCCGACGAUCUCGCCGUCCUACAGGGCGUACCUGGUCGCGCUCUGGCUCGUCGGCUUCGUGCUCGUCUUCCUGUGGCAGAACACCUCCAUGGGCCGCCUGCGGCUCUACAACCGGCCCCCCAUGCCCAAGCGCGCGCCGUCCGCCGCAGCGAUGGGGCAGUGGGUGGCCUCGCCGCCGGUGUACGACUUGAGGGAGUUUGGGGGCGUCGGGGACGGGCGGACGCUCAACACGGCGGCCUUCGAGGGCGCGGUGGCGGCCAUCUCGGAGAGGGGCGGUGGGAGGCUCACCGUGCCUGCUGGCCGGUGGCUCACUGCGCCGUUUAACCUCACCAGCCACAUGACGCUCUUCCUCGCUGCUGGCGCUGAGAUCCUGGGGGUCCAGGAUGAAAGAUACUGGCCAUUGAUGUCUCCAUUACCAUCAUAUGGAUAUGGAAGAGAGCACAAGGGACCUCGAUAUGGGAGCCUCAUACAUGGUCAAGACCUGAAGGAUGUAAUUAUAACUGGUCACAAUGGCACUAUAAAUGGACAAGGCCAAAGUUGGUGGAUCAAAUUUCGCAAGAAGCUCCUCAAUCACACCAGGGGUCCUCUUGUUCAGCUCAUGCGGUCAAGUAACAUUAUUAUUUCUAACAUCACAUUGCGUGAUUCUCCCUUCUGGACACUUCAUGUAUACGACUGCAAGAAUGUUACAAUCUCGGGAACUACUAUCCUGGCUCCAAUUGUUGGGGCUCCAAACACUGAUGGGAUAGAUCCAGAUUCUUGUGAAAAUGUGAUGAUUGAAAAUUGCUAUAUUUCUGUUGGUGAUGACGGAGUAGCUAUAAAGAGUGGUUGGGAUCAAUAUGGAAUUGCUUAUGGGCGUCCAUCUACUAACAUCACUAUUCGCAAUGUCAUAAUCCGCUCCAUGGUCAGUGCUGGCGUGUCUAUAGGAAGCGAGAUGUCUGGUGGUGUCUCAAACGUUUUGGUAGAGAAUGUCCACAUUUGGAGUUCGCGGCGAGGUGUGAGGAUAAAGACUGCCCCUGGAAGAGGGGCCUAUGUAAACAACAUUGUCUACAGAAACAUAACCCUAGAAAAUGUCCGUGUUGGCAUCGUGAUAAAGACCGACUAUAAUGAGCACCCAGAUGAACUGUUCGACCCGAAGGCUGUUCCUGUUGUCGGUAACAUCUCUUAUACGUCAAUCCAUGGGCAAAGGGUGCGGGUACCCGUCAGGAUACAAGGGAGCGCGGAGAUCCCUGUGAGGAAUGUUACUUUCCAUGAUAUGUCAGUUGGCAUACUUGACAAGAAGCACCAUGUUUUCCAGUGCUCCUUCGUCCAGGGGCAGGUGAUCGGCUAUGUUUUCCCUGUGCCCUGCAAGAACCUGGACCUGUACAAUGAGCGGCGCGAGAUGGUUAAACAAUCGACACUGCAGAACAUUUCUGAUAUCGACUACAGUUUCUGACACGGCGGUUUCAAGGUCUCACUGUACUAUUUAGGAGUAUCCAGUGAUCAGCUUAGUCUUGUUUUACUGCAUACACAGGAAAUUUUGUUUGUAGCUGUUUACACCUCCCUCUGUCUCAGGCGUGUAUUUAAAGAGGCCAAGACUUGUCUAUACUGUGUCAUAGAAUGGUGCAUCUGUUUUCACAUUUCAUCCCUGUAUUUCUACACAUCAAUUAAACGAUUAAAACUUCACUAA
This is a messenger RNA of Hordeum vulgare subsp. vulgare (domesticated barley), 2190 nucleotides long. Its product is annotated as probable polygalacturonase. Gene Ontology annotation, molecular function: polygalacturonase activity. The coding region runs from base 364 to 1956 and encodes 530 amino acids. Lineage: Eukaryota; Viridiplantae; Streptophyta; Magnoliopsida; Poales; Poaceae. Gene Ontology annotation, biological process: carbohydrate metabolic process. The transcript has 5 exons. The record is from RefSeq and is a predicted model, not a curated record.